AUGGAUUCACUUGACGAGAACCAAAGCUUCACUACGCUCUUACAAUCCGGGUUGCAAAACUACAAGGAAACUCCAUCCCAACCUAAAAUGAAAUCUACUAAAAAAUCAAACUUCUCUAUUGAAGAAGACAUUCUACUAGUAAAUGCUUGGAUCAGAACUAGCAUUGAUCCAAUUCAAGGGACUGAUCAAAAAGGCAGCAAAUUUUGGGAUAGAAUUGGCAAAGACUAUCAUGAGAACAAGAAAGGAAACACGGUGGAACGUACGGUUCAUUCUUUACCAAAUCGAUGGUCAUCAAUCCAAAAGUUUACCAACAAAUUCUGGGGGUUCUUGGCUCAAGUUGAAACAAAGAAUCCAAGUGGUGCUACUGAGGAAGAUAAGAUUAAUUUGGCAAAGGAUAUGUACCGGGACGAAUACUCUAUCGGAUUUCAGUUUGAACAUUGUUGGAACUUGUUGAAGACAUUGCCAAAAUGGAAGCAAUUGAAGCCAAUGUUGAGAAGGAAAUCCAUUGGUAUAAGUCCUUCUUCUCCUCAACUUGUGAUACAUCUAGGGGAAGUCAAUGAUGAUGAAAAUGUUAUUGUAGACUUAGAGAGACCUAUAGGCAAGAAGACCGCGAAAGAGAGGGAGAAAAAAAGAAAGAGCAAAGAUUGUGGAGAGAAAGAGAUUGUGAUAGAGGUUUUGACUGAAUUAACGGAAGUGACGAAAAGAUCGUAUGAGGAGAGAGAAAAAUAUUGA
This is a messenger RNA of Alnus glutinosa, 732 nucleotides long. RefSeq names its product glutathione S-transferase T3-like. The coding region runs from base 1 to 732 and encodes 243 amino acids. The record is from RefSeq and is a predicted model, not a curated record. The transcript has 2 exons. Lineage: Eukaryota; Viridiplantae; Streptophyta; Magnoliopsida; Fagales; Betulaceae.